UCUAUUUUUAAUAAGCUGUUUAAAAUAAGGGCUGUACCUCUUUCUCAUACAAGAUGCAUGAUGCACAGUGAGUGCUGAAUAAGGAAAUGGUCAUUCUGAAUUAAUAGUAUGCAAUUAACAACUGCCUCCUAAUCCACAUGUAGCGUAUGGGGAAACUGAGAAGCACAGACAAGGAACCAAUUUCAGCCUCACAGAGUUAGGCCUUUGCGUGUGACAAUAAUUAGGCUUUUCUUGGCUUUUGAGUGCUUGACUGUGCUUUGCAUGAAGUAUUUAUAUAAUUCAGAUAUUGUGUGCUGCACUAAGCAUGAGUUAGUGUUUUGCUUGACAAAGAUGGACUUGUACACCUUUUUUUGUAUACAGUUAAGCACAUCCAUAAGUGCUUUACUGAAUUGGCGCCUAAGUGUCCAGUGGUAGGGCAUUGCACUGGAAGCCCAGGAGAUGAUUUUCUGCUUCAUUUUUCCCAUCUGCCAAAUAGGGAUUGAGAUGCUCUCCCCACUUUAUAAAUUACUUCCACACCCAUGGAUGAAAAUGAUAUAUAACAAUACUUUGCUCUUUCCAUAUAGCACUACGUCUUAUUGUUAGUAUUACAUGAAUAAUGAUCGGUUUGUUGGUAAUUUCUUUAAUGUUCAUAAUUGUUGUGUAUUGACUGCUCAAAAUAUUUAGGAACCGUAACAAAAUUGUCAGUUAUACCCAUGCUCUUGAUAUUUGUAAUAUAUAGUUGACUUAAGUAGGAUUUUAGUCUCUUGAAUUUCCAUUUUUCUUUAUACAAAAAAGUUAACAUCCUUCUCCCAGUUUGUCCCUAGUGUCGUGACGCUCACAAAUUUCAUUUCCAUCAUCGGAAAAACAAAACAAAAGCAAGCAUUUUGUUUUCCUUAGCAAAAAAAUGUAAUGGGCCAAAUUUAGAGUGACUGAAAAAGGUAUAAUUGAGUUGAAGUCUCUGAAAUUACUCUGUCUUUCAGUAGGAAUAAAUAUGCCCCAGGAUUACCAUGUGACUGACUCAUUCUGUUGUGGGUUUAUCACUUUUAUAUCCAGGUUCUUUUAUGGUAUCUCAAUGAUACGUCAAUGAUAUUAUAAAUACUGUUUUUCCCCAAAAGAAAUCAUGGUGAACUAGCCUUCAAAUCAUCAAGUAAUAUCAGUGUAUUGUAUAAUGGUUACACUGCAAACAUAAUUUUGCAGCUUACCUUUUUUAUAGCAUAUGCAGGACUUAGAAAUGUCAGACCUGCUGCUCCUCUUUAAAAUUUGAACAUCAGAAAACCUGGAUUUUGGAUCUUUGUGACCUGUAGUUUGCCAGUGACGCUAUUGAUACACUGUCAGGCAAUGUGAGAAUCCGCUAUCCAGGUUUUACUCUGAUCUUGAAGCUUCUUACACUGAAACUAUUAAAGCAAUGAGCAGAACUUAAGAGAGGAUUUGCUGCUUGGUUUAUUAUUUAAUAGAAAAUGCCUUCAAAAAUAUAACUAGAAACCUUGGACCAAUUUUUCACAGGGUAUGUAAAAUUCAUGGGUUUCUUGACUUGUGUUCUGAUGUAAUGUCUGGACUUAUCUGAUUUCUGAUUGCCAUGGCUGCAGUUGACAGUUUCUACCUCUUGUACAGGGAGAUUGGUCGUUCCUGCAGUUGUUAUAUGGAGGCACUGGCUUUAGUUGGAGCCUGGUAUAUGGCCAGAAAAUGCCUCACUCUUGUGUGUGAUUCUUACAGCUUGAUCAGGUUGCAUUUCAUCCCCAAGCUGGUGAGCAGGGCUGAUUUCGUCAAGCAGUAUGGAAGAUGGGCUGUAGUCACUGGUAGCACAGCUGGCAUUGGAAAAGCCUAUGCAGAAGAACUGGCAAGCCGUGGCAUCAACAUUAUCUUAAUUAGCCGGAGCAAAGAGAAGCUGGAGGCCGUAGCUAAAGACAUAGCCAAAAUCUAUAAAGUUGAAACUGCUGUUAUAGUAGCAGAUUUCAGCAAAGGUCGUGAGAUUUACUCUUCCGUUAAGGAAGCCCUCAGAGACAAAGACAUUGGGAUUUUGGUGAAUAAUGUAGGAGUGUUUUAUACCUACCCGGAGUAUUUUACCAGGUUAUCUGAGGACAAACUAUGGGAAAUUGUCAAUGUAAAUAUUGCUGCUGCUAACAUGAUGGUGCAUAUAGUGCUGCCAGGGAUGGUACAGAGGAAAAGAGGUGCGAUUGUGAAUGUUUCUUCUGGAUCCUGCUGCAAACCCACGCCACAAAUGGCAGUGUAUUCAGCCUCCAAGGCCUACUUGGACCACUUCAGUAGAGCACUACAUUAUGAAUAUGCUUCAAAAGGAAUCUUUAUUCAGAGUUUAAUCCCCUUCUUCAUCUCCACAAACAUGACACAAUUUGGUGAUCGCAUUCUGUCAAACAAGUUUUUUUUAAUGCCUUCAGCUAAAGUAUAUGUACAUCAUGCUGUUUCCACCCUUGGGAUAUCCAGAAGGACUACAGGAUACUGGAUCCAUUCUAUUCAGUUUCUGCUUGUACAGUACAUUCCAGAAUGGCUCUGGGUUUGGGGAAUGCAGAUGCUCAACAGUGCUCUACGUCGGGACGCCAUAUCUCACGGAAUAUAUUAGGAAUAUCAUCUAGGAAAUAGCCAAUGUGCUAAACUACUGCAGUAGCCUAAUUUGAGCAUUGCAAGAACUCUUUUUUAUUUAAAAAAAAAAAAAAUUUGCUAAUAUGUCUUCAUCACAAACAAUAUAUGUAUCAUAGUUACCAGAGAAGCCUGGAUCCUGCCCCUCUCUUGUACUACUGGGCCCAGAGCAAAAGCUGAGCAGGACAUAACUGAUUUUUGUCAAGUUUAGUUCAGAUAGUUAAACCUCUGAGUUUCUCAUGUAACUGAAUGAGAAUGGGCAGUGUGCUGAUUCUGCGUGGAAUUGACUGAUUAUGGAAAUCCUAAUAAUAUGAAUGGGAAUUUAGAUAGCCCGGUGUUUUGCAGGAUUGGGCACUGAAAGAGUUGAAGGGGAUCCCAAAUCAUGUGUUAUAAAGACAAUCUCUGAUUUUAAAUGAACUAAAUUUCUUUGCAAGGGACUAUCUUGUGUUGGUUUUCCAGUCUUGUCAUUGCAGGUGUUAUGUUGAAAAAUGUAUAAGGUUACUUUUCAAAACUGGGAAAAAGGUAGAAUGCAUUUAAGCCUUUUUAGUUAUUAACUCUUUUGUUUCUGUGUGUUCUGUAUUGCUAUGAUAGAGCAGCAGUAAAGUUCAAAUAAAAAUGUUUGCUUGCUUUUCUAUACCAAGUUUGAAAGAUUUUAAUCCAAUUUUCAAGUGGAUACUCCAUUAAUAAUCUGUGAUGUCUGAAGAAUUUAAUCAGAAACUUAAAAAACUGUUUUAAAAAGUCCAUGAUUUAAGGUGGAGUCUUUUGAGCUUAAUAUAUUUAGGUCAUCUUUCUUCUCUAAGUGAAAACCCUAUUUAAUUUUGUAACAUUUGCUUUUAUGUUGCUAGUACUGUAGCAAUUUUUACUACUUUCUGGCCACCUUGUACCAUAUACUAUGGUGUUAAUACUCACCAGAAAAUUUAGAUUU
This is a messenger RNA of Chelonoidis abingdonii (Abingdon island giant tortoise), 3496 nucleotides long. Lineage: Eukaryota; Metazoa; Chordata; Testudines; Testudinidae. The record is from RefSeq and is a predicted model, not a curated record.